Molecule: messenger RNA, 3559 nt
Organism: Plectropomus leopardus (leopard coralgrouper)
Lineage: Eukaryota; Metazoa; Chordata; Actinopteri; Perciformes; Serranidae
Gene: arl13b
Product: ARF like GTPase 13B
Biological process (GO): non-motile cilium assembly; receptor localization to non-motile cilium
Cellular component (GO): non-motile cilium; motile cilium; ciliary membrane
Molecular function (GO): GTP binding; GTPase activity
Source: RefSeq, a predicted model, not a curated record
GCAGCAGAAAAGACGGCGUAAACAAAGCAGAGAGCUACAAGUCAGCUAACGCUACGUUAGCUCAUACUUCGUGAGUAAAACACUUAUUGUAGCGGCAUUCGAUCAAAUUAUGAAACUUUGUUUUAUUUGGUUGGCGAGCACAACUUUAAUUCGUGUGGUAAGAGCCUCAUUUAUGUGCUGAGACUGAAAGAAAACGAGUUAACAAGACACCGUUUUCGCUAGCUACUUUAGCUUUAGCUAACCUUAGAUAACGGGAUUUGGUGUAUCUGGAGAUGGAUGUUUUCUGAAAUAACUUUCAUUAAUAACACAACCGCUACUUGAUUCAUCCGUGCUGGGUACGUCUACUAUUUUUCAAAGCUGCUAACGUCGAUGCUAUCAUGAGUUAGCUCGAUAUGUAGCCAAUUUAGGUUAAGAAUCGAUCAGCUGGCUAAACAGGGUCGGAUCGUGGUGACGCUGCUGGCUGGAUGACCACUUGAUCUCAGUCAUCUGGACUCGGACUGCGAUGUUUAGCCUGAUGGCGAAUUGCUGCAACUGGCUGAAACGCUGGCGAGAGCCUGCAAGGAAAGUGACUCUGGUCAUGGUGGGACUGGAUAAUGCAGGGAAGACAGCCACAGUACGAGGAAUCCAAGGAGAUAAUCCUCAGGAUGUAGCUCCGACGGUGGGUUUCUCCAAAGUUGACCUGAAGCAGGGCAAGUUCGAGGUGACCAUUUUCGACUUAGGCGGAGGGAAGAGAAUCCGAGGCAUCUGGAAGAACUACUACUCAGAGUCACACGGCGUGGUGUUUGUGGUGGACUCCAGCGACGUCCAGAGGAUCCAGGAGACGAGGGAGACGAUGGCCGAGGUCCUCCAGCACCCACGAAUCGCAGGGAAACCUGUCCUAGUGCUCGCUAACAAACAAGACCAAGAGGGAGCGCUGGCUGAAGCAGACAUCAUUGAGAACCUGUCGUUAGAGAAGCUCGUGAACGAGAACAAGUGUCUCUGUCAGAUCGAGCCGUGCUCUGCUGUCCUCGGCUACGGCAAAAAGGUCGACAAGUCCAUCAAGAAGGGCCUGAAGUGGCUCCUCAACAACAUUGCCAAAGACUACGAGGCCAUCACUGAGCGUGUGCAGAAGGACACGGCCGAGCAGCGCGCUCUGGAGGACCAGGACAAGAAGGAGAGGGCGGAGAGAGUGAAGCGGCUACGAGCGGAGAGAGAACGGCAGGAGCAGGAAGAGGCCGAACGCGAGGGCAGGCAGAUCCAGGAGGAAGAGCCUGAUGAUGAAAACAUGCCCAGCCCCUUUCAGCCAAUCAGCAACGUCAUCUCUGAGAACGAGGACAAAGAAAAGGAAAGGAGGAGGCAAAGAGAGCUGCAGGAGGCCCGCACCAACAGCACGAAGACAGAUGCUGAUCAGGAGGAAGAGGAGUAUGAGGAGGAGGAGGAGCCAGAAGACACGAGACAAACGCCGGAAAAUUCCACUUCAGCCGCGACAGGGGAGCAAGACAAAAAGAAGACGAGGAAGAUGCACCUGAAGAGGAAGCACAGGGUGGACCCGCUGAGGACGGAGGACGGGCCGACGGAGAGCCCCACACCUCCGCCUCCUCCAGUGGGAUGGGCCACGCCAAAGGUUUCUAGACUGCCAAAACUAGAACCACUCGGGGACUCGAGACAUUCUGAAUUUUUCAAGAAGCCUCUCCCGCCUCUCGCGAACAGGCCGCGGCCUAACGGCGACGCUCAUGACGUCAUUUUCUAACCUCAUUUUUUAAAAAUGUUUGAGGUCCAAUCAUGGCUCUCCCCUUUUUUGCUUUGUGUCUCAAGCGAGCGGUGUGUAGACAACCAAACACAGAGACACUGCAGACAGGCGACUCCUGACGCCGGGAGCCAGUGAGCGCCGAAGUGUGAGAAACACAGGAGCAACAUGGGAAACGGAGUCCUGCUCGGAAGCUGUUCACAAACUGACACAAUUCAGUGUGAAAGGUCGAACCUGCCGGAGCUGACUUCACGCCAGGCUCAGUCUCCACUCGACAAACUCUUUCACUCUGGACUGAACGUUUAUUUGUUAUUGUUAAUACCAGUGUUAGACGGUUCGGACUCCAUUUGUCCAACUGAAAUGCUUUUAAUUGACAAAGAAUGUAAAUAUGUCCGCUAAACCUUAUAUAUGUUGAUGUCUGUUACUGAAAAAUGGAUGUCUAUACACGGCGCCAUUAAAAAGGACCCUGUUCUAUCCGUUUAUUUUUGCACCUUCGGUUUUGUAGUUAAAACAAAGGUGGAGGUCUUAAGUGGCUUUUGCACAGCUGAGUGCUUUAAAUUUGAUCUUUUUAAAGUCAGAGAGGUUUCCCUUUUUUACAAGAAUAAUAUGAGGGAGUACAUUUCAAAAGUGUCAAAAGUACCUUAAUUAUAACGACAACUGAAUACACGAUAUUACAUUUACAUAUCACUGAAUUCAUACCAUUGUUUUUUUUUAAAGUCAUGUGUCUUAAUUUAUUUGCUCUGAAUUCACCUCUUUGAAAUCAAAAUAUUAUUUUUCUUGAUUUAAAGUUUUAAAAGCUGAAAUGUGUUUCCCAGUGGUUGUAAAUUCAGAUCCAAAAUUUCAGCUUUUGAAAUUGCAAAUCAAGACGUUUCAUAUUUUAAUUUUCAAAGAGAUGUAUUUAAAACAAACAAAUUCAGAUACAUGAUUUUCAAAGUGAAACAUUACCAUGCUAUUAAUUCGGUGGAGUUAGAAAUUCAAUAUUAAGUAUUCAGUGUUUGUUAAAAUUUAAACACUUUUGUCACUUAUUUGCUUCCGUAUCUGCUACACUACACUGUACCGUACAUGGAAAGUGUUACACUACAUCAUUGUUGUUAAUUGGUCAGUUAUAGUGAUGAAUGUUUUGGCGUUUUAAAUACUGUAAAGGUUUUAUGGCCAUGAAAAGAUUUGUCAAAUCUGUAAUAGGGAACAUUUUGUGUCUCUUUGCCAGCAGCAUCAUAAAGGAUCUCUUUAUUUAUUGUUAAAAAAUGUAAACAUGUGAAAAUAUAUUUGUCUUUAUUUGUCGACAGGGCUACAGAUUUUUUUACGCGUUCUGCUGUUUACACUGUGUACCUGUUUUUAAAGUGAUAUUUCUCUCUCUGGAGGCAGGAAUCAGACUCGCUGCCUCUCAGGUGGCCCCCGAGGUGUGAGCCAACAACACUGCUGCUGCUGCUGCUGUUGUUGUUGUUGUUCCAGCUUUUCUGACUCAGUCUUCUGCACCCAUUUUCACUUUGAAAACAACUGAAAAUUGCAUCUCAAAAAGCACAAACACAAAUCUGCAGAAAACAACUUUGAAACACAACGUUGCCCCAGUUAAGUUUCCAUGUGUUGGAAGAGUUUGCAGCGAGAGACGGUGAGAGAGGAGAGGGUUUCAUUUCACCUGGAACAGCUCGUAUCGGGUCAGCACACAUGAGAAUACGUGUAGCAGAAGAACGGCCGCGAAAUAUCACUUUAAAACUACAAUAUUGUAUUCAAAAAAAUAUAGUACAGCACUCACUCUCUUGUUAAUGAGCUAGAGGUUUGAAAAGAUAUUUUUUCUACCCAGUUUGAAUUUUAUAACCGCACAAUUAAAGAUGU